GCCAUACCCAAACGUAUAUGGUGGUACUCUUAAUUAAAUCCAAUCCAAUCUAAUGGCACCAACAACAACAACAGUAACAGAAGCAUCCAUCAGCACCGCCGUCGAGAACCAGCAGCAGCGCCACCCAAAAGCAAGAAGAGUCUGCUUCUCAUUCGCAGCAUAUGCCAAGAAAGUCAUCCAGCACCUCGAAUCCUGCAACGUCCCCAUCGCCGAAGGCCUCACCGAUGAUGAAUUCAGUGCCGUGGAGUCCCAAUUCAAUUUCACAUUCCCUCCUGACCUCCGCUCCAUCCUCCAAGAAGGCCUCCCCGUCGGCCCUGGCUUCCCCAACUGGCGAUCCUCCUCCUCCCAACAGCUCGAAAUCCUCACCAACCUCCCUAUCUUGUCCCUUUGCAAACAAGUCUCCAUUCACAAUUUCUGGGCCCACUCUUGGGGCGACCAGCCCAAUGACACCAACGAGGCCGUUCAAUUGGCCAAACGUUUCUUGAAGAACAAAUCCCCCAUUCUCGUCCCUAUUUAUCGCCACUGUUACAUUCCCUCCUCUCCCAAUUUGGCGGGAAACCCCGUAUUCUACGUUCACGGCGCCGAUGUUCGCCUGGCCAGCUUCGACGUCGCCGGAUUCUUCCACCGAGUCGAUUUCCCGGUCUGGGCCGCGACGGAGCCCCGGAGGAUCGAGUUUUGGACGGAGAUGAUGGAGAGGGCGCCGCCGCCGUUGUGGUGGACUGGGGAUUUGGUUGGGUGUAUGGAGGAUGUGUGUUGGAGGCUGAGGAAUGGAGGGUGGAAAGAAGACGAGGUAAGGGAGAUGAUGAUGAUGGACGGUGGAGAUGAGCGUGAUCGGAUGGUGUCGAGAGACCUGGAGGGUGUGGUGUGCCACGUGCGGGUUUUGUCGCUGAGGUUGUUGCGUGCGGGUUGGAGCACGGAAGAUGUGGUGGACUCGCUUGGUUAUCGCGUUGAGUAUGAUGUGGAGUCUUGGUUGGACUUUCAACACACAAAGAGCUGCCUACUAGAAGCUAUAUGAGACAAGAUAAUGAUAAGAUGAUGAUCAAAAUUCAAAACAGAUAGUCAGCGAUACCGUCCGAUUAUGAGAUUUUUUUUUUGUUUUUCUGGGGUUGAAUAUUCAUUUGAUUAUAUGUAGCCAUUUUACUCACUGUAAAUAAUUAAUAAAAAGAAAUAGGCAUGGUUUUUCUUUUUGGCACAGCCACAUGUUAACUGAUGCUAGCUGUAGUUGGCACAUGUCAAGAUGAUCCAAUUUCAUA
This is a messenger RNA of Camellia sinensis, 1253 nucleotides long. RefSeq lists its product as uncharacterized. Lineage: Eukaryota; Viridiplantae; Streptophyta; Magnoliopsida; Ericales; Theaceae. The record is from RefSeq and is a predicted model, not a curated record.